UCAUCGAUCCCACGCCCAGCGCUGCAGCGCAGCUACGUAUGAUCAGAAUAGAAUUGGUCCAUAUGUAUCGGGCGUAAUCCCCAGCAAGCUGUAGGCUAUGGCUUCCACAGUGGUAGAAUGCCUGAAGCAGACUCCAAAAGGGAAACUGAACUAUGGGACGUGCAAUUCUUCUCCGCAGCAGCAGCAGCAACAACAGAACAGCAGUAGUGCUGACUCCUCAUUCAACCUGGGGUUAAACGAUAGCUUCAGACCAGUCGUUCCGCUAAGUACUCUCUAUUUUUCACCUCCCAGUCGCACCGAAAGCUACCCAACGUCGCUGACAUCGACGCCCGUAGAUUGCAAUGAGGAUGAACGGGCGUCUGCAAGACAGAGAGAGGUUCAGCGCGAUGCCGUGAACGGCGAUUCCUCGCUGGCUUUAUCUCCUGCACAAUGCUCUACUCCUGCUGCUGCUGAGGUUGACAGCCUCGUCGAGGCGGCCGGGGAUCUCUCGAUUGCAGACGAGGCAGCGGGCGGCCAUGCGCAGGCGGACGACAGCCAUGGCUUUCCGCUUGUUGAGUCGCAGUCUGACGCCCGGCUGGCGUAUCAGAGAGAGCUUCAGCAACGGCGAGCAGAGGAGAAGCGAGACAAACAAAUACACCAUGAAGCUUUUGCAAGCAAGAUGGUGUCGUUUCAAAGAGAGAACGAGGCGCAGAAGAGGGCUUUGUAUCACCAGCAGCAGGAACUAACGCGGCGACGCUGUGAUGAGCAGCAACGCGAUAUAGAGGAGAUCGAGCAGCAGAUUGAGAGGGAAGAGCGACAGAAAGAUGCGGACCUCGCACGGGAACGCAACCGGUGUCGGGAUGUUCUUGAGCGUGAGCGUCUUCAUGCGGAAGAGCAGGAGAAACGUCUGCUAGAGGAGCAGAAAAGGGCUGAGGAAGAGGCACGGCGUAAGACUUUGAUUGCAAAGGAAGCGGCCAUGCUAGUCAUGCUCUCUACCAAUGUCGAGAAAAUACUGGUCAGCCAGAGCGCGAAUGUGCACAUGCCACAGCCGGACACGCAACAGUUUCUGGACAAGGUGAAGCGCACGCAGACUGCCGCACACCGGAUAGCGCAGGCGCCACUCAUCAACGAUGACGUCGAGCUGAAAAAGCUCCCCUCUCAGGCCGACUUGAGGACAGAACUGGAGCGCCUGGUCGCUGUUGCUAAGCAGGCUGUGGAUGCGGCAAGGAAGCGCGAAGAGGAACUGGCAGCUGCAAGUCAGCAGCAGCAACAGCAACAACAGCAACAGCAGCAGCAACAGCAGGCUAGCCCAGCGGCAGCCACAAAGUCCGACACCGUAACUAGCCCGGCCGCCACCAAAACACCAUCGCCGGUGAAGACCGUAGCUGAAACGUCAGCUGCUAAGGAAAUCAAGGUGCCAGAGAUCUGGCGGGGUGCUCUCACUCCGUCGUCAUGCAAGCGUUACAUGGAGCUGACCAACCUGCUCAGCUCAACCGAAGACAAGCUGGCCGCUUUCAAGGCCGACAAUGCACAAAAGCCGUACCGUGACCUGCUGUCGCGUGUGAUCAUCACAACAGUAAACACAGUGUCGUCGCAGUCAGCACAGCACAUGCAGGACAAGAUCAAGCGAAUGCUCAACAUCCUCACUGGCAAGAAGGUGAACGUCGGCACCAAGGAAGUGGCCGCGAACCAGCACCCGGAUGCCAAGCUCUUCAGUACUAACGUACUGGCCCAGCAUAUUGUGAUGCAAGGCGAGAAGCAGAUUGCAUCGCACGCUGAGUCCGCGUUUCCGUUCGCCGCCGUAGUCAUCGGCGUGUGGGACAAGGACGCUCUGUUUGGUGAUCUGCUCAUUGCUCACCUGUAUCGUGCAUGCCCCGUUGCCGUGCCGUUCUAUCCGCCGCGACUGCAAGGGCAGACCGAGAACGAACAUCUGAGGUCACUUGGAUUCCGCCUGAAGGCCGGCAAGCCAGAGACGAACGACCAGUUCUCGACACGCAUGAUGGGUUUCAUGCGCCUGUACGCGUCCAUCAUGCAGGCAACACCUCCGCACGGCAUUGCCCAGAAUCCACACGGCGUUGGUCAUGCCUGGGUAUGGCUAGCACGUACUAUGAACCUGAAAGCGCGACCGACCGUAACCGCCACCGCUGUCGGUGCUCUGCUGGAGAUUGCUGGUCAUGCCAUGAAGGACACGUUUCGCGCACAAUUCGAUCGCCUCCUGCAGCUGAUGAGCGGAGGGUUACUGAAAAGGAUAGAGGAGGUGACACAAAAAGACGAUCAAGGCCCUUUGGAGCGACUUCGGCAAAUGCUCCAGGAGGCCAUGAAACGAGGCGGCAGAUUCAAAGUUCCGGAGGGUCACAUUCCACCCAGCUACUGGACAACUACAGAUUACAACGAGCCCACAGUGGAGCAGCUGAUCUCUGGCACGGCGUUUGCUUCGUACUAUUGAUCGCGAUGGUGCUGCUCUGCUUUCCUCUUUGCCUGUGCAGUUGUGUGUAGUGAUGUGUGUAGUGAUGCAGCGAUGUGGUGCAGUGCGUGCCGAGAAGUUAGAUCCCCGGGUGACCGUGUUUAUUAGUGUUUAUGUACCGGUAUGUCAAUUUUCAAAUCAUGUUGAGCCAUUUUAAUCUGCCCGAAAUUUAUGGGUUCUCAUUUCUAUUUUUUUUACUUUUUGAAGUAUUCUUAGUGCGGCCACGGCUGCUGGACCAA
Messenger RNA from Sycon ciliatum, 2682 nucleotides. Its product is annotated as mRNA export factor GLE1-like. The record is from RefSeq and is a predicted model, not a curated record. Lineage: Eukaryota; Metazoa; Porifera; Calcarea; Leucosolenida; Sycettidae. Gene Ontology annotation, cellular component: nuclear pore; nuclear pore cytoplasmic filaments; cytoplasm. Gene Ontology annotation, biological process: poly(A)+ mRNA export from nucleus. The coding region runs from base 98 to 2425 and encodes 775 amino acids. Gene Ontology annotation, molecular function: inositol hexakisphosphate binding; translation initiation factor binding; phospholipid binding. The transcript is spliced from 18 exons.